GGCAGGCGCCGGCAGCGACACGGACACGGACACCGGGACCAUGUUCCUGACCGACGUGCGCAGGGAGUUCUAUGAGGUCAUCGUCACCCAGCGUGUUCUUCUUCUCAUUGCUUCAGAUGUAGAUGCAUUAUGUGCGUGUAAAAUACUCCAAGCAUUGUUUCAAUGUGACCAUGUACAGUACACAUUAGUUCCAGUGUCUGGGUGGCAGGAACUUGAAACUGCAUUUCUUGAACAUAAAGAUCAGUUCAAGUAUUUUAUUCUUAUAAACUGUGGUGCCAACAUUGACCUACUGGAGGUUCUGCAGCCUGAGGAGGACACCUUUUUCUUUGUUUGUGACUCCCACAGGCCUGUCAAUGUAGUGAAUGUUUACAAUGAUAUGCAGAUUAAGCUGUUGGUUAAACCAGAUGACGAUCUUAACGUUCCUGCCUACGAUGAUAUCUUCAGAGAUGAGGAGGAGGAAGAGGAGGAUUCUGGGAAUGAAAGCGAUGGGUCAGAACCUUCGGGGAAGCGCAAACGAUUUGAAGAGGCUGUCGUGGAGAGAACAAUGAAAAGACGAGAGAGGAGAGUGUGGGAAGCACGCAGGCAAGAAAUUCUCUUUGAUUAUGAGCAGUAUGAAUACCAUGGGACCUCAUCUGCCAUAGUGAUGUUCGAUUUGGCCUGGAAAAUGUCUAAAGACUUGAAUGACAUGUUGUGGUGGGCUAUUGUUGGGCUAACAGACCAGUGGGUUCAAGAUAAAAUCACUCAAAUGAAAUAUGUGACUGAUAUUGGAAUCCUACAGCGUCAUGUGUCACGGCAUAAUCAUCGCAAUGAGGAUGAAGAGAACUCCCUUUCUAUUGAUUGCAUGAGAAUAGCAUUUGAAUACGAUCUGCGCUUGGCCCUUUAUCAGCAUUGGUCCCUGUAUGAAAGCCUGUGUAACACCUGUUAUACAUCUGCCAGUCUAAAGCUUUGGUCUGUUCAAGGGCAAAAGAGACUACAGGAAUUUCUGGCUGAUAUGGGGUUGCCUUUGAAGCAGGUGAAACAAAAGUUUAAUUCCAUGGACAUGUCCUUGAAGGAGAACUUGCGGGACAUGAUUGAAGAAUCGGCUAACAAAUUUGGAAUGAAAGAUUUAAGAGUGCAGACUUUCAGCAUUCACUUUGGUUUUAAGAAUAAGUUUUUAGCAAGUGACAUAGUGUAUGCAACGGCUUCUCUAAUGGAGAAUAUAGAGAAGGAGGAGCCUGGAACUGCUAGUUUUAUCAAGGCUUUGGACAGCCUCUCCAGGAGUAACCUGGAGAAGCUGCACCACGGUCUGGAACUAGCCAAAAAGCAGUUACGUGCCAUUCAGCAGACUGUGGCCAGCUGUAUCUGCACCAAUCUUGUAAUAUCUCAAGGGCCUUUUCUCUAUUGCUGUCUCAUGGAGGGCACUCCAGAUGUGAAGCUGUUCUCCAGACCAGUAUCUUUGUGUCUGCUCAGUAAAUACUUACUCAAGUCGUUUGUUUGCUCUACGAAAAAUAAACGCUGUAAAUUGCUGCCAUUGAUAGUGGCAGCACCCAUGGAUGUUGAGCAGGGAACAGUGAUCAUGGUGGGGAUUCCUCCAGAGACAGAAAGCUCUGACAAAAAGAACUUUUUUGGCAGAGCGUUUGAGAAGGCUGCAGAGAGCACACAUUCUAGGACUUUACACAACCAUUUUGACAUGUCUAUAAUUGAACUGAAAACUGAAGAUAGGAGCAAAUUUGUGGAUGCACUUAUUUCUCUCUUGUCUUAAUGAUGUGAAAACUGAGACAUGAGAUUGAGACUUGUCCAAGGUCACACAGUGAUUGAUAUGAGAUUAGAUCCCCAGAGGUCUACAUGAAUUAUGUAUACUGCUUCAUCGAGCACCAGAGACACAGUAUAUGGUUUUCUGUUCUUUCUUGUUCAAAAGUAUGAACCAGUGGGUUACCUGCUGGUAUUGUCACUUGUUAGACCAUCACCAGUCAAUGGUUUUUAAGACCUCUUUUGCUGCCCUGCUGCAGUUCAGUCUGGCUUUGGUUUAUCUUCUGCCUUCAUUCCAUGAAGAUGCACUUUGGCUUUGUGAAAUAGCCAAAGGACCUAAUGGGCAGAAUGUCCUGCAGAUGUCCCCCAUACCUUCAGGGUUCAUGGUGUUUAUAACUGUAAUGCCUUGUCUUGUUGUCUUCCUAUAUAUUUUGGAACAGGCAUGGACUCCAUUCGUUGUCUCUUAGGUAGACAAAAGAUCACCUUAAAAAAAUAGCAACCCUCCAACUAAAAAACAUACCUUCCUGAUAAUAAGAGGUAAUAGGCACUGCUAUUUGGAUCCUGUAGUUUCAGGCUUCCGGAUUAGUUGGAACAGAACUUCAGUACUUAUGAAGUAGGUUUCUGUAACAGUUCUUGAUAAUUCGGGGCUCUUCUACAUGUUUCUGUGCCGAUAUUGAUGUUAAUAAGUUUAUAAUACUGCCAUUCAACUGAUCUUUUUUUUAAAGUAUGUGUGUGUUAAAAAGCUAAGGAUAAAUUUAUCUUGUGUAUAUUUAUAGAGGGAGCUCAGUUGGGUGAGUAGAAGAAAAAUGGAUCCAGGAAUUGGUGUCUCUGCCUAGCAAGUCUGAAUAGCACAGGGAAAUCUAUUAAAGAGAGGGUGUUUGUUACAGAAGUUGGUGGGUUGUUUCUUUUUUUAUUUUUAAGGUAGGGGAGGGCUCCAAUCAGGUGUUCAGUAUAUUGAGAUUUGAUAAACAACCAGAAUAUAGCUCUUCGUAUUUUCACUUCAUGGAAGUAAUAGUUCUGUGAGGCAUGGUUUUAGGAUUAUAGGUCUCAUGCAUCCAAAUACCGAACAACCAAAAGUACUAAAGGAAAGCACUGCUGGUCUGCACUAUUUGUAUGUUGUUACAAGCACCUCCUGAAGGAGACUUCCAUCCCGAUACCAUUUCCUUAGUCAGCCAUUCUGGUACUGUACUGUCGGUUAUAAUAUGGCUUUGGGAAUGGUAUUCUAAAAGUUGAGUUGUAAUGCUCAUGCAUAGCUUCUGCAGUAUUUGGAUAUUAAUUCAAAUUAAUUAGUUCAAUCUCAGCUGCUUUCCAGGGUAAAGCCCCUCAAGCCAAGCCCUAGAUGAUUUUAGCCAUGUGAAAGCUUUAUUGAGCAGCAAAGUAACUAAAUUAUCUGUCUGAUGCUCAACAGUAUCAGACAUAACUUAAGGGAUAAGCAUCUAAAAGUAAAUUAUAAGGAUAUAGAAAAAGUAUCUGAUGAUAGCUAUAUUCAGAUCAUCUAAUGCAGUUCUGCAUAAAGCUUUUAAUUCUUGUAUUAAAGCUGCUGGGGUUUUUAUUUUUUCUGUGU
Messenger RNA from Alligator sinensis (Chinese alligator), 3292 nucleotides. It is a transcript of the gene CDC45, whose product is annotated as cell division cycle 45. Gene Ontology annotation, biological process: mitotic DNA replication preinitiation complex assembly; double-strand break repair via break-induced replication; DNA replication initiation. Gene Ontology annotation, molecular function: single-stranded DNA binding; DNA replication origin binding; chromatin binding. The transcript is spliced from 19 exons. The record is from RefSeq and is a predicted model, not a curated record. Bases 41 to 1741 code for a protein of 566 amino acids. Lineage: Eukaryota; Metazoa; Chordata; Crocodylia; Alligatoridae. Gene Ontology annotation, cellular component: DNA replication preinitiation complex.